CAUGGCCAUAAAGUAUCGCCGGCUGGCCAUCUUUAACAUACUAAAAAAGAGCAAAUCGAUAACGUCAAGGUUGGCUUACAGGAUUGAUAUUGACGGGAACACCAUAUUGCACCACGCUGCACAUGUGAGUUCUCACCCUGUAGACGCUCAACGCUCAAGUGGUCCUGCAUUUCAAUUGCAAGAAGAAUUGCGUUGGAUGGCGCGUGUGGAAAGGAUAAUGCCACGUCAUUACGCCAUGCACCAGAACAAUCAGGGCCUGACAGCGCAGAAGCUCUUCGAGAAUGAGCAUGCAAAAGUUCUUAAAUCAGCAAAAGUAUGGAUAAAAGAGACAGCUCAGUCGUGCUCGACCGUGGCAGCUUUGGUGGCUACCGUGGCCUAUGCAGCUGCCUUUACGGCUCCCGGGGGUAAUGAUAACAACGGGGUUCCUGUUCUCAAGCAUUCUCCUUUCUUUGUCACAUUCGCCGUUUCGGACAUUAUCUCACUCAUCUUCUCAUUGACUUCUUUGUGCACGUUUCUUUCUAUCCUGACGUCCCCGUUUGAGUACGAAAACUUUUACUGGUCUCUUCCCUUCAGGCUGCAUUUAGGAUUCGCCCUUCUUUUCUUCUCAUUGGCAGCUACCAUGGUCACCUUCACUGCAGCUGUUGUGCUCUUGAUUCAUCAUCAAAAGAUGUGGACAACGUCCCUCAUUUAUGUGGUUGCCCUUCUUCCUGUCUCUAUGUUUGGGCUCUCGCAGUUUCCUUUGUACAACGGAUUUCGCCAAUGUGUGAAAUGCAUUUCAAAGAAAAUUGGGGAGACUAUAAUACAACUUCAACUUUCCUUUAAAAGGAAAAAGGAAGCUGAUAGAGAGGUACGGAUCUGGUAAUGAAUGAUGAUUUGUGAGCUCUAUGUUGUAGCUCAAAAUGUCAGAACAAGGGUGUUGCUAUAGCUCUCAGUUAAGGUUCCCUCUUCUUCCCUUGUGUGUCUGUGUGUUUUUUCCCCCCUCCGUUUAUGUGUGUUACAGAAGAAGUUACAUCUUGGAAAUAAAGCGUAUGCUAAACCGUAUGUAUCAUGCUUUUUUAUGUGAUUUUACCUUUAUUUGUAUCAUGCUUAAAGAUAUUCUUUUUUCUUUUUUCUUUUUUUAAAAUUUAUGCUUUGUCACUCUCCCAGCUCCGAAUUAAAGUUUAGAACUGAUUUCCAUUAAUUUGAUUAUUCCAAAAAAUAUUUAUUAAACCCUUAAUAACUUACAUAAUGCAUGGGCCCUACCUUUUUUUUUCCUUUUUUUCCAUCACCAAUAAUAAUCUUCAUUGUAAUAAGACCCGCGCUCUAUGUGCAUAUAGCAUAGGAAAAAAGAGGUUUAUCUUCUCAGAAA
Messenger RNA from Prunus persica (peach), 1348 nucleotides. Its product is annotated as ankyrin repeat-containing protein NPR4. The record is from RefSeq and is a predicted model, not a curated record. The coding region runs from base 2 to 862 and encodes 286 amino acids. The transcript has 2 exons. Lineage: Eukaryota; Viridiplantae; Streptophyta; Magnoliopsida; Rosales; Rosaceae.